AUGCAUGCUUCCUGUUACCAACUCUUCUUUCGGCAUUACAUGCACGAUAAUCCCCUCAACGCGGUGUGGAUUGCCACGGAAUGGAGACACCCCUGGAGGCAUGACCUCAAUCCAAAACAUGGCUUUAAGUUGGAAGACAACAGCAUCGUAUCUGUGAGCCCCUCUGUUGCCGAAUCGUUGGGAAUGCCACAGCUGGCUCUGCUGCCCCCGACCCUUGUCCAAGAUAUCAAGUCCAUGUCUCUUAACAGUGAGGUCUGGGCUUACUUGGCUGUCAAGGAUCUUGCAGAGACAUUUUCAUCCGCAGCUGACCAAGAUGACCCCCUGUCGUGUGCGCUUGACAAAGUCGAGUCUUGGACCAGGGGCGAGAGUGCACCUGUGAUGAGUGACGGCACUGCUGGGGAUUGGGGUAUCCGAAUCACGACAGAUCGCCGGGGUAUACGCAAGAUUGAAAGAAUCUCUGGUAUUCCUCCCUACAUAGAUUGGCGGAGUGAAAGCCUUGCAUUCGCUCUGAUACCGCGUGAAGCAGCAAUGAGAAGUUCUGUUGAUUUCAGACUUGGGGCAGCUCGUAUCGGACUGUGCAAUUUCAAGACAGUCAUGUGGGAUACACCAAGUGAUAUGCGUUUGCGCACACUGGACUUGCGCAGCACCAGGGGCCUCACCUUCUUCUACGUUGGGUCUUCUCUGCGAGCUGUUCAUUCUCAUACGCCUCGCUUCCCAACUGCGUUGACGACAUACGCCCGUUUGCCCGAGCAGGAUAGAAAGCAUGUGGCAUGGGCAUAUGUUCCUAUCGCACCUAAUGAUCAGCUUAUCGGAUUAGGUAUACGAUCAAGUGGCAUGGAUGAUGUGUUUUGUUCACCCUCUAUUCUGAUUCGCACUAAACUUGCUGGUGAUAUUAUCAUCGGCCCUCGCCCCAGGCCCGCCCACCCUGACUUGACUCUUGUCCUCGUUAAGGAUCACACCUGCAAUAUCAUACCAGAGUUUUUCGUAUAUGAUAUGCCUGCUCCUGGCGAUGAACAAAUGCUUCUCGCGGUGGCAGCAAGUUCAACUGAACCUAACGCAGACUCCAUGCGUCGAUUCCCUCGCACAACAUCGACAACAAUAACCCACAGUUGCCGUUGUACUCUUCUCCAAACCCAGAGGCAUGCUGUCUGA
This is a messenger RNA of Fusarium subglutinans, 1152 nucleotides long. RefSeq lists its product as uncharacterized. The transcript has 5 exons. NCBI's taxonomy places the organism in Eukaryota, Fungi, Ascomycota, Sordariomycetes, Hypocreales, Nectriaceae. The record is from RefSeq and is a predicted model, not a curated record. The coding region runs from base 1 to 1152 and encodes 383 amino acids.